GUGCUGCAGAAUUUCCUACGCUGCCAGAACAACAAGACGAACUACAACUUGGUGUGCGAGACGCUGCAGUUUCUGGACUGUAUCUGCGGAAGCACAACUGGUGGACUUGGACUUCUUGGCCUGUAUAUAAAUGAGAAAAAUGUGGCGCUGAUCAACCAGACACUGGAAAGUUUGACUGAGUACUGUCAGGGGCCUUGCCAUGAAAACCAGAACUGCAUUGCUACUCACGAAUCCAAUGGUAUUGACAUAAUCACGGCAUUAAUUCUCAAUGACAUCAACCCCUUGGGAAAGAAGAGGAUGGACCUUGUGUUAGAACUGAAGAACAAUGCUUCAAAAUUAUUGCUGGCGAUCAUGGAGAGCAGGCACGACAGCGAGAACGCGGAGAGGAUCCUGUAUAACAUGAGGCCGAAAGAGCUGGUGGAAGUGAUAAAGAAGGCCUAUCUGCAAGGUGAAGUGGAAUUUGAGGAUGGAGAGAAUGGGGAAGAUCUUGCAGCAUCUCCAAGGAACGUGGGACACAAUAUUUAUAUACUAGCUCACCAGUUGGCUCGUCAUAACAAAGAGCUGCAGAACAUGCUGAAGCCUGGAGGUCAGAUAGAGGGAGACGAGGCUCUGGAGUUCUACGCCAAGCACACAGCGCAGAUUGAGAUUGUCAGGUCGGACCGUACAAUGGAGCAAAUUGUCUUCCCUGUACCCAGUAUAUGUGAAUUUCUCACCAAGGAGUCCAAGCUGCGGAUAUACUAUACCACAGAGAGGGAUGAACAAGGCAGCAAGAUCAAUGAUUUCUUCAUGAAAUCAGAAGACCUCUUUAAUGAGAUGAACUGGCAAAAGAAAUUGCGAGCUCAACCUUUCCUGUACUGGUGUGCUCGCAACAUGUCCUUCUGGAGCAGUAUUUCCUUUAACUUGGCUGUCCUUAUGAACCUACUUGUAGCAUUUUUCUAUCCAUUCAAAGGAAUUCGAGGAGGUACCCUAGAGCCCCACUUGUCAGGCUUGCUGUGGACAGCUAUGCUGAUUUCUUUUGAAGUACCUCUUCCGAAGCCCCAUGGUAUCCGAGCCUUAAUAGCUUCUACGAUAUUACGACUAAUAUUUUCAGUUGGUUUACAACCUACUUUAUUUCUUCUGGGUGCAUUCAAUGUUUGUAAUAAAAUCAUUUUUCUGAUGAGUUUUGUGGGUAACUGUGGAACCUUCACUAGAGGAUACAAGGCAAUGAUCAUGGAUGUGGAGUUUCUGUAUCACCUACUGUACCUUCUCAUUUGUGCUCUGGGACUCUUCGUACAUGAAUUUUUUUAUAGUUUGUUGCUCUUUGACUUGGUGUACAGAGAAGAGACUUUGCUGAAUGUCAUUAAGAGUGUCACUCGCAAUGGGCGCUCCAUCAUCCUGACCGCUGUGCUCGCCCUCAUCUUGGUCUACCUGUUCUCAAUAGUGGGAUACCUGUUCUUCAAAGAUGACUUUAUCCUGGAAGUAGAUAAGCUCCCUAAUGAAACACUGUUGCCAGAUCGCACAGAAUCAGGUGAGACCAUGACUGGGGAGUUUCUCUAUUCAGAUGUGUGUAAAGCAGGUAGUGGUGAAAACUGUUCUUCAAUCAUUCCUUCUGAGCAAGUGAUUGCUGAAGAAAUGGAGGAGGAGAAUAAGGAGCAUACGUGCGAGACGCUGCUGAUGUGCAUUGUCACGGUCCUGAGUCACGGGCUCCGCAGCGGGGGCGGAGUAGGUGAUGUGCUCAGGAAGCCGUCCAAGGAGGAACCUCUCUUUGCUGCUAGAGUGAUAUAUGAUCUGUUAUUCUUCUUCAUGGUCAUCAUUAUUGUCCUUAACCUGAUUUUUGGUGUGAUCAUUGACACUUUUGCUGAUUUAAGGAGUGAAAAACAGAAGAAAGAAGAAAUUUUAAAAACUACUUGCUUUAUUUGUGGUCUGGAAAGAGAUAAGUUUGAUAACAAGACAGUCACAUUUGAAGAGCAUAUUAAAGAAGAGCACAAUAUGUGGCACUAUUUGUGCUUUAUUGUGUUAGUAAAAGUAAAAGAUUCAACAGAGUACACAGGACCAGAAAGUUACGUGGCAGAAAUGAUCAAGGAGAGAAACCUUGACUGGUUCCCCCGGAUGCGAGCCAUGUCACUGGUGAGCAGCGACUCAGAAGGAGAGCAGAACGAGCUGAGAAACUUGCAGGAGAAGUUAGAGUCCACUAUGAAGCUCGUGACCAAUCUCUCUGGCCAGCUGUCAGAGCUGAAAGAUCAGAUGACAGAACAGAGGAAGCAGAAACAGCGUAUUGGUCUCCUAGGACACCCUCCUCCCAUGAAUGUGAACCCACAGCAACCAGCAUAAAUCAGAAGGGUCACUUAUCCCUCUUGCAACAAUAUGGAUGAUGCUAAACAAGAGUUCAGAUUCAACCACUAAGGCUGCUUCUGUGUAUGUUUAGUUCAUUUUGUAAAUAACGUGUUUUUAUACUAUAUGUAUAUGACUGCUACUAUAUAAAGUCUGGGGCCAUACGUAUUGUAAUUAGAACUGUUGGCACAUGAUGGAGGUUAUACUUGUGCCAAAACUAUCAAAAUUGCCUUUUUAUUGGAAGGACUAAAGAGAGCACCUGAAUUGCACUUGAAAAGAAUAUUUGACUAUGUGACAUGUAUUUUGUAUUUAAAAAAUAGAAUAGCUAGUAUUUAUGUUUUUAUACAAUUGUGCAAUAUGAAUUAUGCAAUCACAAUAUAUUUGUAACUCCUGAAUGUCCUAAAGGGAGUGCACAUCUUUGAAUCUGGUGUGUUAGUACAAUGUAAUAAAUGGUAUAAAAUUACAAGUGUAAAUGAGGCUGCUGCAAAAUUGUGUUACUGGUGAUUUUUCAUACCCCUGGACAUUUUUGUACCAUGUGUGUAAAUAUCCUGCAAUGCCAUAUCUGUUGCCUCUUCCUCCCAGAGAGAACUCUGGGAAUUCAUGAGCUGUUAAAUUAGUGUCAAUUAAAGCAAAACAUUACUUUGAAGCUUCCAAAUAAGGAAAACAGGAGGUAUUUUUCAAGUGUUUUCCUCAAAGUACUGAGGCUAGAAGAGCUCAGAUACCAGGUUUUUUAAACAGUAAAAUUUCUUAAAGGGAACUUUUUAUGCAAAAUGAAAGUUUGGGAUGAGUAUGCACUACUGGUGAAUCAGUGCAGUCUCCUACAGGCAUUUUGUGCCGUGACACUUAAACUCUAAUGAGGCUGUCCGGGCUUUGCGUUCUCAGCGUAGGAUUCCUUCCUUUUAUUUUUUCAUUAGAGACCUAUGUGCCUGCUAAAGUUUGGGCAAACAGGCGUUGCACCAAUUGAAACAUGAACUAUCCCCUUAGGACUGUAGUAGAGCACUGAUAUAUGUAAUACUUGUGAGAGAGCCACUUGUUUUGAGAUUUUGUCCCAUCCCUUUCUAUCCCUUUCCCUCUCCAUUUGGUCACUCUUUCUUUGGUUUCUGCUUCUAGAGAGUAUGAGAGGAACCUCUUUUUUUUUUUUUCUUCUUCCCUUCCCCUCCAAUCCAUUGCAUAGUUUUAUAACAUGGACCUCAUUUUACAAAAGCUAAUUUCUCUGCAAUACUGUCUACAAAAAAAAAAAAAGAGCUACAAACAGAGCUAUGAAAAUUUGUAAAUGCAUAAAUAUAGGUAUUUAAAUAAAUGAU
Struthio camelus australis is the source of this 3614-nucleotide messenger RNA. The record is from RefSeq and is a predicted model, not a curated record. Lineage: Eukaryota; Metazoa; Chordata; Aves; Struthioniformes; Struthionidae.